CGAUAAGCCGCACGGAUUCGGUUCGAUUAUGUAUGCAGCCAACGAUCAAAAGCAGCGCGUGAAGUUUGCAGGCGAGUUCGAGGAUGGGAUCCGCAAGGGCAGCGGCUGCCUCGUCUGGCAGGACGGAGCUCAGUAUGCUGGCGACUGGUUCGGGGAUAAGCCGGGAGGGUUUGGGAUCGAGAAAUAUCCGGACGGUUCAACGUACGUCGGGCAGUACGAGAACGACAUGCGGCAUGGGUUCGGGACGUACGUGUUCCCAUCGGGGGCCAAGUAUGAGGGGUGCUGGUACCUUGGGAAGAGGCAUGGAAAGGCGCUGGAGCAGUCGAAGAAAGGGAUUUUCAUCGUGGAGUUCGAGGGAAACAAGAGGAUACGGCAGCAGCAGUACGUGCAAGGUGGAGACGAGGACUUCGAGAGACUCAUCGCUAAAGUUCGAGCAGCCGUUGAGCGAGGGAAGAGCUGCGGCGAGGCUGCUGAACGUGCUUUCGAACGAGAGUUUCAGCUGGGGUCGAGGUGAAAGGAGGCUAAUCCUCUGUAUAAUAUUUGGUCUUGUAAAUGCAUAGGGGAUGAAAGGAGCAGGAGCAGGAGCAGGAGAAAGGGGAUUCUAUUUCAUCCCAGAGUUAAAUGAAGCUAGGACUCAUCUGCUCUCCCCUCCUCUUCCUCCUCAGUUCUCUUUGCCUCCCCUG
This is a messenger RNA of Guillardia theta CCMP2712, 683 nucleotides long. RefSeq lists its product as hypothetical. The record is from RefSeq and is a predicted model, not a curated record. NCBI's taxonomy places the organism in Eukaryota, Cryptophyceae, Pyrenomonadales, Geminigeraceae. The transcript is spliced from 5 exons. Gene Ontology annotation, cellular component: cytosol. Bases 29 to 514 code for a protein of 161 amino acids.